UACAGUCUCACAUAUCCAAUACCUUCCACCUCCAAAGUUUACUUAACAAGUAGUUCUUUCCUCCAAUUAUUCACUCAAGUCAUCAUCAUGGGUGUCUUCACUUAUGAAUCUGAGUUCACCUCUGUCAUCCCACCAGCCAGGUUGUUCAAGGCCUUCAUCCUUGACGCCGACAACCUCAUCCCCAAGAUCGCUCCCCAGGCAGUUAAGAGCACUGAAAUUCUUCAAGGAGAUGGAGGUGUCGGAACCAUCAAGAAGAUCAACCUCGGAGAAGGAAGUGAAUACAGCUACGUGAAGCAUCAGAUCGACGGCAUUGACAAGGACAACUUUGUGUACAAGUACAGCAUGAUCGAAGGAGAUGCUAUCUCAGACAAGAUUGAGAAGAUCUCCUACGAGACUAAGUUGGUUGCAUCUUCCGACGGGGGAUCCGUCAUUAAGAGCACCAGCUGCUACCACACCAAGGGUGAUGUCGAGAUCAAGGAAGAGCAUGUUAAGGCUGGCAAAGAAAGGGCCGCUGGUCUGUUCAAGAUUAUUGAGAGCCACCUUGUUGCCAACCCUGAUGCUUACAACUAAGAACUCUGUCCUAAUAUAUAUAGUACUGGCUGGAUUAUGCAUGUUAGAUAUAUCCAUAUCGAUAUGCAUGUAUCGUCAUUUCUAUGUUGGUGUGGCCCUUCAUUUUCGCUUUUCUUUUGGUGUGAAGUUGAUGGUCCGAAGUUGAUCAUGUAUAAUGAAGAGUAAUAUAUUUGCAUUUGAUUUUAAUCUCAAUAAAAAAACAAUAAUCAUUUGAUA
Argentina anserina (silverweed cinquefoil) is the source of this 786-nucleotide messenger RNA. Its product is annotated as major strawberry allergen Fra a 1.08-like. Lineage: Eukaryota; Viridiplantae; Streptophyta; Magnoliopsida; Rosales; Rosaceae. The record is from RefSeq and is a predicted model, not a curated record. Gene Ontology annotation, biological process: abscisic acid-activated signaling pathway; defense response. Gene Ontology annotation, molecular function: protein phosphatase inhibitor activity; abscisic acid binding; signaling receptor activity. Gene Ontology annotation, cellular component: cytoplasm; nucleus. Bases 88 to 570 code for a protein of 160 amino acids. The transcript has a single exon.